This is a messenger RNA of Amyelois transitella, 2909 nucleotides long. RefSeq lists its product as uncharacterized. Lineage: Eukaryota; Metazoa; Arthropoda; Insecta; Lepidoptera; Pyralidae. The transcript has 3 exons. The coding region runs from base 231 to 1841 and encodes 536 amino acids. The record is from RefSeq and is a predicted model, not a curated record.
UAGGUCUUAACAUAUUGAAAAAUUAAAACAAUCUAAUUUAUCGUAAAAAAAUGCGGCUUUAAACUGAUCGUUUAAAUUUUCGCGCCAAAACGGACCUACACUUCCAAUGACGUCACACGUGUUUGACAUUUGUCGUGCUUGCCUUCGUUAUAGUAUCUCUAUUUAGUUUGUGCCUUCGUUGAUUAUUAUAAAUUGCAAACUUUCCAAUAAGUUUAUUGUAAUAAUUUAAAAUGGAAUAUCCAUCCACAUCAGGUGAUCACAAUAAUACCGAGAAAAUUCGGAUAAAAAGUCGUGUUGACUCAUGUUUUGUGCCUAUGUGUCCAUCUACUUCAACAAAGUUUCCAAAUAAAUUGUUCUUGACUGGACCUACUGACCCAAAACUAAGAAGAAAGUGGUUUCAAGCUGCAAAGAGGAAUGACUAUUAUUCUCCAAAGACUAUUAUUCGUUGCUGUGAAGACCACUUUGACUUGGAGAACGACGUCGAAAAUUGGAUGAAGUUUAAAAUGAUUGGGGGGAAACUUUAUCUGAAAAAGGAUGUGGUACCUCACUUUUUUGAAUGCCAAAAUAGAAUGAUGCCACUGAAACCUAGAUCAGUAAUAAUGAAAAGGAAAAUACGUGAAAUUCUUGAGAGCAUUGAAAAUAAUGCAGAUCCAUCUUUGGAGUGUUCAUCAAUCACAGAAACACAUGAUUCUCAGAAUAUAGAAAUAUCCAAUGAUAAAGGUGUACAGGUGUCUAUAUAUCCUCAUAAACGAUCAAAACCAGUUCAAGUAGAAAUGAAAAUACCCCAAAAGACUGUAGCUUUAUCACCUAAGAAAGUCAACAUGAGGGAUCAUAAAACAUCACCCAUAAAACUAAAUAUGUAUAAAAUUAUUUAUUCUGAGUCUAGUGAUACUGACAGUAUUAGGAGUCUUUUUAAACCUGAGGAUGAGACAGAUAGCACUGCAGAAUCAGUUUCAAGUGUAUUUAAGCUGCAACAAAGACAGUUAUGUGGCAUAACAAUGGGACGGAUUAUGGCACAGCCACAGUUAUAUAUAGGGAUUCCACUUUCUUGCAAUAUUCUUCUAGAAUUUCUACAAAAAUGCUUAAAAUGCAAUCUUUUUCAUAUUUGCCUAGUGUUAAAAAAGCUACGACUGAAUGAACCAUUUUCCAUCUUAGCAGAAGAUUUUGAUAUACAUGAAACUACAGCAAGCAGAAUAUUUUCAAGAAUAUGUUGGAAAAUGGCUGAAGUCUUAAAAAAGUUCAUUAUAAAGCCUUCACGAGAGUCAGUUCUUGCCAAUUUACCAAUUAGCUUCAGAAAUUCUUUUUCUAAAACAUAUUGUAUAAUCGAUUGCCUUGAAAUAGAAAUAGAAGUUCCUAGUGAUGCAGUACACCAAUCUCUGACCUAUUCCUCUUACAAGAAAUGCAACACUAUAAAAUAUUUGAUAUCUUCAACACCAGACGGGGUGAUAAACUUUGUCUCAGAUGGAUUUGGAGGCCGAACUUCUGAUUUAAAAAUCUUUGAAGAAUCUGGAUUUAUGGAUGUAUUACCACCUAAAGCUUGUAUCAUGGCAGACAGAGGCUUCAAGCACAUUGAAGAAGUGCUGGCAAAAAACCACUUUCAGUUGAUAAGACCACCUAGUGUUAGCUCCUCCAAGAAAAGUUCAAAAGACGAAGUACUACGUUCUAAGAAAAUUGCAAGUCUUCGAAUCCAUAUUGAAAGAGUAAUUAGAAGACUUCGAGAAUUUGCUUUUCUAAAGCCACAUGCCUGUGUAGAUCAUUUUCUUAUACCCCAAUUAGACUAUAGUAUAAUCAUUUGUUGUGCACUUGUGAAUUUACAAUCACCUUUAAUUAAAAUUGAAUAAAAAACAAUAUUUUAGAAGCAUAGUUUUAUUUAAUAUUUUUCAGAAAUUUUUGAAAUACAAAAAAAUGUGCUUAAAUAUUAUAUAUAUCUUUAAAUUUCGGAAAUACAGCAUCUAUCCAGAAUUUCUUUGCAAUAUUCAUUACAGAUACAAUGCUGUUGCCAUAUGACACACGGUAAAUAUCUACUUUUUUUGAUAUUUCACAAUUUGGGUGUGCUAUUUUCCUUUUGCUGAACAACAUUUGCAGUUGUACUUGUGUCCAACAUUUUGGUGUUAUUUUAUUGUCUUUCACAUAGGAAAGUAUGGCAGCUUCGGUUGAAGGACAUUUGACUUCUAUUGUAUAAUCUUCAGUAAGCCCGUCAUGUGUUGCUCCAAAAAUAGGAUACUCGGCAUUAAGACGUAGUCCAGCUUCUUCAAUUUCAACCUGAAUUGCAGAAACAAAAAUAUUAAUUAUGUACUACAAAAGCCUUGAACCAAACAUUUCAAAUUUCUUUUAUUCAAAAUAUUCAAACAAACAAAAACCACCCAACUUACCUUUUCUUUCUUGCUUACUACUUUGAGAACUUCUUUUUCUAGUAUUUUCCCUCUACUCAUCGCAAUGGAAGUAAAUGCUCUCCCAUUAUUUUGUUCAGAAGGGAACCAUUUAUAGUUCUUCAGUGAGCAUCUUCAUAAAGAGUUGAGCCAGAAAUUCUGCCGUAUCUGUAAAAAACAAUAUUUGCGAAGCAUAGUUUUAUUUAAUAAAUUUUUGAAAAACAAAAAAAUGUGCUUAAAUAUUAUAUAUAUCUUUUAAUUUUGGAAAUACAGCAUCUAUCCAGAAUUUCUUUGCAAUAUUCAUUACAGAUAUGAUGCUGUUAUCAUAUGGCACAUGGUAAAUAUCUACUUCUUUUGAUAUUUCAAAAUUUGGGUGUGCUAUACAGAAAAGUGCUAUUUUCCUUUUGCUGAACAACAUUUGCAGUUGUACUUGUGUCCAACAUUUUGGUGUUAUUUUAUUGUCUUUCACAUAGAAAAGUAUGGCAGCUUCGGUUGAAGGACAUUUGACUUCUAUUGUAUAAUCUUUAGUAAGCCCAUCAG